Notechis scutatus (mainland tiger snake) is the source of this 1080-nucleotide messenger RNA. RefSeq names its product SRY-box transcription factor 3 (gene SOX3). NCBI's taxonomy places the organism in Eukaryota, Metazoa, Chordata, Lepidosauria, Squamata, Elapidae. The record is from RefSeq and is a predicted model, not a curated record. Gene Ontology annotation, cellular component: nucleus. Gene Ontology annotation, biological process: negative regulation of transcription by RNA polymerase II; brain development; positive regulation of transcription by RNA polymerase II. Gene Ontology annotation, molecular function: RNA polymerase II cis-regulatory region sequence-specific DNA binding; DNA-binding transcription activator activity, RNA polymerase II-specific.
GCCUCCACGCUGGCGCACGUCCUGUCCGCCCCGGCGAUGUACAGCCUGCUGGAGAACGAACUCAAGCCGCCCCAGGGCAACCCCGGCGGAGGCGCCGCUGGCAACGGGGGUCCCGGGAGCGCCGGCAAAGGAGGAGGAGGCGCAGGAGGAGGAGGAGGCGGCGGAACCAACGCGUCCGUCCCGGACCAGGACCGGGUCAAACGUCCCAUGAACGCCUUCAUGGUGUGGUCGCGGGGUCAGCGUCGCAAGAUGGCCCAAGAGAACCCCAAGAUGCACAACUCGGAGAUCUCCAAGCGCCUGGGCGCCGACUGGAAACUGCUGAGCGACGCGGAGAAGAGGCCCUUCAUCGACGAGGCCAAACGCUUGCGCGCCGUCCACAUGAAGGAAUAUCCGGAUUACAAGUACCGACCCCGCCGUAAGACCAAGACGCUGCUGAAGAAGGACAAGUACGCGCUCCCGGGCAACUUGUUGGCCCCCAACGGGGGUCCCGGGGGCGGCGGUGGAGGAGGAGGAGGCGGCGGCGGAGGCGGCGGGGUGAGUAGUCCGGUAGGCGUCGGGCAGCGCCUAGACUCGUACGCGCACGUCAACGGUUGGCCCAACGGCGCCUACGCGGCCGCCUCGCUGAUGCCCGACCAGUUGGCCUACGGGCAGCACCCGGCCAUGGGCAACGCGCAGCUCCAGUCCCUCCACCGUUACGACGUGAGCGGCCUCCAGUACAGCCCCAUCAUGUCCGCCGCUCAGCCUUACAUGACGGCCGCCGCUUCGACUUACAGCAUGGCCGCGGCCGCCGCCGCUUACGGCCAGCAGCAGUCGAGCCACGCCAUGAGCCUGGGGACUAUGACCUCGGUGGUCAAAGCCGAGCCCAGCUCGCCGCCCCCGCAGCCGCCGGCCCUCGCCUCGCACUCGCAGCGGGCCUGCCUGGGGGACCUCCGAGACAUGAUCAGCAUGUACCUGCCGCCCGGCGGAGACGCCGCCGACCCGUCGAGCCUGCAGAGUGGACGUCUCCACGGCGUCCACCAGCACUAUCACAACGCCGCCGGGGCGGCCGUCAACGGCACCGUCCCACUGACUCAUAUCUAA